Bactrocera neohumeralis is the source of this 3394-nucleotide messenger RNA. Its product is annotated as bestrophin-2-like. Bases 1223 to 3199 code for a protein of 658 amino acids. Lineage: Eukaryota; Metazoa; Arthropoda; Insecta; Diptera; Tephritidae. The transcript has 6 exons. Gene Ontology annotation, molecular function: chloride channel activity. The record is from RefSeq and is a predicted model, not a curated record.
UACUGUGGUCCGUCACAACAAUGACAACAAACAGUAUCCUCAGCAAUAAAUAAAAUUAUUUUAGGUUAGGUUAAGAGGUCGAUACUAACAAGGACAUCACUUGGACAGCUUUUAACGUCGGACCGUUCUGGUACCCAAAACUCAGCAUGUUGGACAGUGCCCAGUAAGAUCGCCUGCUAUUGCGGUAAGAUGAGCUUUACUAAAGGCAUGUAGUUCAGAACAUCUUCUGCAUUCUAGUCUAUCCUAAAAGGAUCAGGCAAUCGUAAAAAAGCUAGUCGUUGACUAGCAUCUACGAGGUACAUGCGAGAUCCACUGCUCCUGUUCUAGACUCCAAUGGAGGUACAACUCGGUCCCAAUCCGAUAAAAUCAGGGGAAGGGCACUCCUUCUGAUUUCAAGUAAGGAUAGACACCCUUUGAGUAGCUUUAAGCGAACAAUUAGCAAGCUCAGCGCUAGUAUUAUUGUUCUGCUUUUGGAGUAUAUGUCUACGAAGACCUUAAUAGCGGUAGUCCGGUAGCCUAAAGCUAAAAUUAGCGGAGAGCGCCUGAAAGAAAACACCCUCUCCAACCUUCCCUCUUAGCACUGACCCACUAACUUCCCCCGCAACUUUUCGCCAUUCGCAUAUCCCAUGUGAGCAGAGAAACAGCUGCCACCAGUGACCUCUGCGAUGCAUUGAUCAAAGUUUUCAGGAAGGUAGUUGAGGGAGGAGGGAGAUUCGGUGUGUUCUAGCUCGGAUCUCAUGAUAUAUACAACUUCUCUGAGACUCAGGGCGCACUUCGCAACAAUAUAUCCGCUGGCAAUGUCCAUGAUUGCUAUGUUUAAAAUUACAUUAACAACUCUUGUUGGUGUAGUCCGUAGAACACUGGGAAAUGCCGAAAAGAGCUGCUCUUUGAAACGUUAAAGCUUCUUAGCAAAUGUUAGAGGACAUUAUUGUCAUUCUCUAUUACAAAGAGUUUAUUUUCUUUAACAGAAAUAUAUUCAGUUAAGCACCGAGCUUCACAAAAUAUCAUAUGAUAUCGGACUACCUGAUUCCAUUUAGUAUUUUCGAAUACUCAAUAUUGAAUUCCAAAAAAACCUACUGGGUUCAUGUAGGUUAAAUUCAAUCAUAUACUUUUGCUGAAUUAAAAACUUCUAAAAAUUUUUCAUUUUGUCAAACAGUAAGAAAAUUAUUUUCACUCGAGCACAUACCGACCUAGAGCUUCCUUAAAAAAUAAAAAAAAAAGAAUGACUGUUUCUUAUAACGCCGAAGUAGCAUCCUGUCGCGGAUUUGGUUGCUUUCUCACGCUGUUAAGAAGAUGGCGCGGCAGCAUCUACAAGCUCAUUUGGCGUGAUUUGCUGGCCUUUCUGUUCAUUUACUAUGUACUCAACUUGAUUUAUCAAUUCGUUUUGAGUGACAGUGCACAGAGCAACUUCGAGAAUCUCGUGCACUACUGCAACAGUUACGGCUCACUCAUACCGCUCUCGUUCGUGCUCGGUUUCUAUGUAACAGUUGUGAUGCAACGCUGGUGGGAUCAAUAUAUGACCAUACCGUGGCCCGAUCCGAUAGCUGUCUUCGUGAGCGCCAACGUGCAUGGUCAGGAUGAGCGUGCACGCGUUAUGCGUCGCACCGUUAUGCGCUACGUGUGUCUUUGUCUCACCAUUGUGUUCACACAAAUCGCGCCACGCGUCAAGAAACGUUUUCCUACGCUCGACCAUCUAGUUGAAGCGGGUUUACUGUUGGAGAAUGAGAAGCUCGUCAUACAAGACUUAAAUGUUGCCUUUCCGAAGUACCCAAAAUAUUGGUUACCGAUCGUUUGGGCCGCUAGCAUUAUAACGCGCGCACGUAAGGAGGGACGCAUACGUGAUGAUUUCUCGGUGAAAACCAUUAUUGAUGCUUUAAAUACAUUUCGUGGCAACUGUGGCGUCUUGCUGUUCUAUGAUACCAUUUCGGUGCCGCUGGUGUACACGCAAGUCGUCACAUUGGCGGUGUAUACCUACUUCAUUUGCCAGGUGAUCGGCCAUCAGUGGACUAAGCAUGACAAUCAGAAUUAUGUGGAUCUCUACUUUCCAUUAUUCACCACUUUGCAAUUCUUCUUCUACAUGGGUUGGCUGAAAGUGGCCGAGACGCUGAUAAAUCCCUUUGGUGAGGAUGACGAUGACUUUGAGGUCAACUGGAUGAUUGAUCGCAAUCUACAAGUUUCCUAUCUCAUUGUCGACGAAAUGCAUCACGAGCAUCCCGAAUUGGUAAAGGAUCAGUAUUGGGAUGAAGUUUUCCCCAACGAACUUCCCUAUCAAGUGGAUAGCAAGCGCGAACAGCCACCGGUACAGUCCACCGCUAGAUUGGACUUCAACACCAACCAAACGGCGCUCUCACGAUCUGAGUCCAAAUAUGAUGGCAUGACCACCAGCACACGAAUUGAGGACCGUCCCACAGCGUCGUCUUCGCUCAGCCGCAUGACCGACACCAGUUUACGCUUUCGUACGGCUUUGCAAAGAUUUCUCUCACGCGAACCCAACGAAAAGGAGAGCAAUACAUCACAGCCAGAUGCCGAGAAGCAAACUUCUGCACAAACUAACGGUUCCGUGCAUUCGCUUAUCAAAUCGCCGACUACAAUACGACCUGCCGAGGCGUUGCACAUAAUCGAUGAGAAAAUUGAUGACAUGGAUGCUGAUAGAACACUAACCGAACACCCGGAGAUAUCACCGACCAAAGAUGUGCGCGAAAUAUUUCGUGGUGACGCUGAGGAGGGCAUACCACCGAGCAGCGUGGAGAGUAUCCGUAGGGAAAGUGUCACAUCGGCGCAAGUAACAUUUGAAGACGUGGAAGAGGAUGUCGAGGAGGAGGAGGAGCCCGAAGACGAAUUCGAACGUUUGCGUGAAGAGCGCGAACGUGAACGUUUCGAAAGGCAAAAACUGAAGUAUGCGCGCGGCAUUUCGGCUGCGACCAAUCUGAAUUUGGACGCUGAUUUGACAGGCGUGCCGGCUACGCAAUCGCCAACAGCGCGUGGCAUGCCGACGACUGAGGAAACCUUCAGUGUACAAUCUUUGACCAGGCAGAUGACAUCACCCAUGGCAAUUGGAACGGCACAACAGUCGCCACAACCACAACCGGAGCAACAAAAGGAUUCAACAACAAAGCGGAAGCCAAAGAGACAGCAGGAGCAUGAAGAUAAUGUUGAAGAGGAGCUCGACGAAGAGGAACAGGACGAAGAACGGAAGUAGCUGAAAGCAAGGCAAUUGCUCUGUAUGAUGAAAUUUUAUAGCCAUUUUCAGCGUUCUACAUAUUUAUAUGAAUUAUUUAUUUACUUUAUCUAUAUGAAUUAAUUUAUUACAUUACAAAAGCCUUUUCUAAUACUUUUACAUUCAUUAUAUUGCCAAAUUUUGCUGGCUUCCAUUAAAAUAAAUAAAACUUUGCAA